Messenger RNA from Trichophyton rubrum CBS 118892, 255 nucleotides. RefSeq lists its product as uncharacterized. The coding region runs from base 1 to 255 and encodes 84 amino acids. NCBI's taxonomy places the organism in Eukaryota, Fungi, Ascomycota, Eurotiomycetes, Onygenales, Arthrodermataceae. The record is from RefSeq and is a predicted model, not a curated record. The transcript has a single exon.
AUGGGUGGUGAGGCUGCCGAGACCGCGACGGGUGCGCUGGAAGAAGGGAAGCGUAGCAAUGGUGCCACAGAACCAACAGCGUCUGCUGCGCCUGCUGCUUCAGCUGAGAAGGACCAGGACACCGCGAAGUCGGCCAAGCCUACGAUGGGCGUGAUGAGCACUGGGGAUGCUCAACCGGCUGCAGAAGCUGCAGAUAGGGCGCCGCCUACGGGUUCCAGCCCCAAGAAGAGACGGAAGGUCAACCACGGUGAGUAA